UAAUUAAAAAAAGAGUUUGCUUCCCCAGCUUAACUUUUUAACACGUUUUAUCACCAUGUAUUGUUUUGGUUUUACAACACUUUGUCCUCCCUAUAGACCACGCAUUAAAUAAUUGCAGUAAGUUACAUUUAUAUUCAAUAAUUUCUAGUAACUGGAUUCAUAUACUCUAUUGUAAAAUCUGGCAUAGAAAUCGUUAAUUUAGGUGGAGAACCAAACCCUUUAACACCCAGUCUGGUUUCUCAUACAGGCUAGUGCUUUGAAGCCAACCUUUAAGGGAUUAAUUUUAGAUAAAGCUACUACUCUGUUAAUAAAUUACCAUUUUUGAGUGCUUCUUGGUACCCACUGCUGUGCUAGGCAGCUAAUUUAUAGUUACCUCAUUUAAUUCAAACAACUCCAUUAUCCCUGCUUUACAGAUGAGAAAACUGAUACUUAGACAGCUUUUCUAAGACUAAGCAGGUGGUAAAUGACAAAGUCAGAAUUGAUCUGAUUUAACCAUUCUACUACAUUGCCUAACAGGUCUCAAAUAUUCCUAAGAGUUUUAGGAUAAGAAGCAGGCCUAACAAAGUAACUAACAUGUUGAAGGUACGUGAUACUUCUUUAUUAAGUCAUUCAGAAAGAAGGUUAUAUUUAUUUAGGUGAUAUGUAUUAACUUACAAUAACUUACGUUAAUCACAUUUCAAUAGGAAGGCCAGGAAGAAGAACCAUAUAAAAAACCAUUUAAGUAUAAAUUAAACUUCAUUUAUUCCCCUUGUCAUUAAAUUAGUGGGUCAAUAUUUUCAGUAAGAGAUUGUGCCAGCAGGAUGCCCCAUUGCUCUGGACUUCAACGAUGUUGAUAACUAUUAAUCACUUAAGGCAGGCAGGAUGGAGGGAGCGUCUGUUGAUUCUGUUUCACUAGAUGGAACAUUAAGUAAUGAGUUAGAAAAACUAUAGGCAUCUGCUUUUUAGAUUGUAUCUUUUAGUUUUUGUAAACUAAAGGAUAGAGUGUAGAUUUUUUAAAAGAGGGUUGUUACAUUCUAUAUAAAGCUCCUUUUUAUAUAGCUCAUUGGAGAGACAGAGCAGCAGAUGGCUGUUAGUCAGAGCUGGGGUGAUUCUGGGCUUGCUUUGUGAGCUUGAGCAGGUUUCUUGGUUUCUCCAAUUCUCAGCUUUCUCACCUUUAGAGUUGAGAUCAUUUUACCUACCUCACUAAAUGGUAGUAUGUACGUUCGCAUCUACCCCACCACCACCACCUUUUUACAUUCAACAGAUAAUUAUUGAGAAUCUGUUAUGUGUUAGGUCCUGUCCUGUACAGUGAACUCUUCUAAGAGCUCAAAGUGACAGGCAGAAAGGCACCUGAGCAUCUAUUGCAAUGCAGUUUAACCCUCUCUAAAUGCUGGAGAAACAUGAGGUAUGGAGCACCUACUUGUUUUUUUGGGGGGAGCAUGUAGCAGUGUUCAUUUUAAACAUCUUUGUAUGUAAUGGUCAUUUAAUACUGGGUGAACAUUAAACCUUUGUAUUUUAUGGUCAGAAAUUAACUUAAUCUAAACACUAGGCUGAUUUGCAAUGCAUGGCAUUGAUUUUUGCCAUUGGGUUAAGAAUAUGUUAGAGCAGAUGUAGCAUUCUUUACAAUGAUCAGUAUCAGAAAUUACUGAUUUUAUGAGACUGAAAUCAUAUAAGGACAUACAGUAUUGUCAGCUUGAUCAUAGCUCACAGGGUUGUAGAAUUACAGUAUUGAUGGGGCACCUAAUAUGCAGCAGACAAGAAAUGUCCUUGCCUUCCCAGAGCCCAUGGUUUUGGGGGAAAAUGGACAGGACAACAAGUGGGCACAGAAAAGCAUGAUAUAUACCAUCUUUGUUGGGGUGAUAACUUGAUAUUCACUGGUCCUGACAUUAUUCCUAUUGUGUUAUACUGUAAACAUGUGCAAAAGAAGAACUAUGAAAUCGUUAUUUGAUUUUAAGGUCAAAUAAGUGAUAUUAAGGUCACUUAGAAUGCUGUGGCAUUUAUCCAGCAAUCCAUCACUGAUGCAAAAUGACUCCCUGUCAUUACAGUGCAGCCAGUCAUGCUAAAUUUGACAGCAGUUCUACAUUCAGGUUUGUGAGAUGUCAUGUUUGGUGGGUAAUUUGGCAAGUAUGCAUUUUUCUCCUUUCUUCCUGAAGGGUAAAGGCUUACCCUCUGCUUCUGAAUCUCUAAGAUUCCUAUCAUCUACCAGGAGGUAACGCAAAUGCCUGAGGCUCUGUCCCUGUUGCUCUGCUUUGCCACCCUUCCAGACCCAUCGUGUGUGCACCAGCUGUGUUCACAGAUCUUUCAGAGAGCCAGGCCUCCUCCUCUGUGUCCUGGGGUCCUAACUGGGUGGUAAAACCUAAUCUGGAAUUUUUCAAAUAGAAACUAAUUGCAGAGUUUCCGGUUGACCAGCAUUCAUAAGAAUGAAGACAAACACAGAAAUGGUGUGUCUAAGAAAUUUCAAAAGAUGUAGGCCUCCUGAUUGAAGCAUAGCCAACUUCUUGAAUUCAUUUUUUUCAUUAUACUUCUGUACUCCUGCAAGGGAAAGUCAUGAUCACACUAACAGAGCUGAAAUGCUUGGCAGACACCCAGCCAUCGUAUCACAUCCUGAAACCAUGGUGGGACGUCUUCUGGUACUACAUCACGCUGGUCAUGCUGCUCGUGGCAGCGCUCGCCGGCGCGCUUCAGCUGACGCAGAGCAGGGUUCUCUGCUGUCUUCCGUGCAAGGUGGAGUUCGACAGUCACUGUGCUGUGCCUUGGGACGUCCUGAAAGCCAGCGCUAACAUGUCCUCUGACAAUGGGGCACCGCUUCCGCUGCCCCUCAGGAUCCAGAACGGCCUCCACAGACAGCAGUACUCGUACAUCGAUGCUGUCUGCUAUGAGAAGCAGCUCCACUGGUUUGCAAAAUUUUUCCCCUACCUGGUGCUCCUGCACACGCUCAUCUUUGCAGCUUGCAGCAACUUCUGGCUUCACUACCCCAGUACCAGCUCCAGGCUUGAGCAUUUUGUGGCCAUCCUUCACAAGUGCUUCGAUUCUCCGUGGACCACCCGGGCCCUGUCCGAAACGGUGGCCGAGCAGUCGGUGAGGCCCCUGACGCUCUCCAAGUCCAAGGCAUUGCUUUCAUCCUCAGGGUGCUCCGCCGAAGUCGAUCCCAGCAAACAGUCAUUACCCUACCCGCAGGCUGGUCUGGAGUCAGCUGGCAUAGAAAGCCCAACUUCUAGCGUGCUGGACAAGAAGGAGGGUGAACAGGCCAAAGCCAUCUUCGAAAAAGUGAAAAGGUUUCGCAUGCACGUGGAGCAGAAGGACAUCAUUUACAGAGUGUAUCUGAAGCAGAUCAUAGUCAAAGUCAUUUUGUUUGUCCUCAUCAUAACUUACGUUCCAUAUUUCUUAACCUACAUCACUCUUGAAAUUGACUGCUCAGUUGACGUACAGGCUUUCACAGGCUAUAAGCAUUACCAGUGUGUCUACUCCUUGGCAGAAAUAUUUAAGGUCCUGGCUUCGUUCUAUGUCAUCCUGGUUAUACUUUAUGGGCUCACCUCCUCCUACAGCUUGUGGUGGAUGCUGAGGAGUUCUUUGAAGCAAUAUUCCUUUGAGGCAUUGAGAGAAAAAAGCAACUACAGUGACAUCCCUGACGUCAAGAACGACUUCGCCUUCAUUCUCCACCUGGCUGAUCAGUAUGAUCCUCUUUAUUCCAAACGUUUCUCCAUAUUCCUGUCGGAGGUCAGCGAGAAUAAACUGAAACAGAUCAACCUCAAUAAUGAAUGGACAGUUGAGAAACUGAAAAGUAAGCUUGUGAAAAACUCCCAAGACAAGAUAGAACUGCAUCUGUUUAUGCUGAAUGGUCUUCCAGACAAUGUGUUUGAACUGACUGAAAUUGAAGUGCUAAGCCUGGAGCUUAUCCCUGAGGCCAAGCUGCCCUCCGCCAUCUCCCAGCUGGUCAGCCUCAAGGAGCUGCAUGUGCACCACUCCUCCCUGGUGGCGGACCCUCCUGCCCUGGCCUUCCUGGAGGAUAAUUUAAGGAUUCUCCGCCUGAAAUUUACUGAAAUGGGGAAAAUCCCACGCUGGGUAUUUCACCUGAAGAAUCUCAAGGAACUUUAUCUGUCGGGCUGUGUUCUACCCGAGCAGUUGGGUCCCAUGCAGUUGGAGGGCUUUCAGGACUUAAAAAACCUGAGGACGCUCUACCUGAAGAGCAGCCUGUCCCGGAUCCCACAGGUCAUCACGGACCUCCUGCCUUCCCUGCAGAAGCUGUCCCUGGAUAACGAGGGAAGCAAACUGGUCGUGCUGAACAACCUGAAGAAGAUGGUCAAUCUGAAAAGCCUAGAGCUGAUCAGCUGUGACCUGGAGCGCAUUCCACACUCCAUUUUCAGCCUGAACAAUUUGCAUGAGUUAGACCUAAAGGAAAAUAAUCUUAAAACUGUAGAAGAAAUCAUUAGCUUUCAGCAUCUCCAGAAUCUUUCCUGCUUAAAGUUGUGGCACAAUAACAUUGCUUAUAUUCCUGCCCAGAUUGGGGCAUUGUCUAAUCUAGAGCAGCUCUCUCUGAACCAUAAUAACAUUGAGAAUCUGCCUCUGCAGCUCUUCCUAUGCACCAAACUACACUAUUUGGAUCUAAGCUAUAACCACCUGACCUUCAUUCCAGAAGAAAUCCAGUAUCUGAGUAAUUUGCAGUACUUUGCUGUGACCAACAACAAUAUUGAGAUGCUUCCAGAUGGGCUGUUUCAAUGCAAAAAGCUGCAGUGUUUACUUUUGGGGAAAAAUAGCCUGAUGAGUUUGUCCCCUCACGUGGGUGAGCUCUUGAACCUCACUCACCUGGAACUCAUUGGUAAUUACCUGGAAACACUUCCUCCUGAGCUGGAAGGAUGUCAGUCCCUGAAGCGGAGCUGUCUGAUUGUUGAGGAGAAUCUGCUCAGUACCCUUCCUCUCCCUGUAACAGAACGUUUGCAGACAUGCUUAGAUAAAUGCUAACCUAAAGAGAAAAUAAUCUUUGAAAGGAUGCCCCAGGGCGUUAAAUGAGAACUGAAGUUUCCUAAGUUAUAAAGGUGAAAAAUGGGUAUAAUUAUGACUAACUACAACCAAAUGUCUUAUUAAAGCAACUCAGUAUCUAGCUUAAACAGAUUGAACAGCGUCAACACUGAAGUUUUGUGAAUAAUUGAUUUUUAACUUAUUGAGACGUAAGAAGUAUACUUCGGGGGUGGAACAGGAGACAUGAAAUCCUUGAAUCUCCAUGUUGCAGUUCUUACCUUGAAGCUUAGCUACUCUUUUCCUCUCCCUCCCCCAUGCCCCAUUUCUUACUUGCACACUUGUUUUAACUGACUUCCUGUUUUGAAAUUUAUCACCUAGACCAUAAACUCAUCAACAUAAAUUCCCUUGAUGUACACUCAGCACUGUCUUUGAUUUAUGUUUUUAAAUAUUUUUAGGCAGGGUGCAUUGUGCUUGGAAGAAUUCCUUCUCGACUUAAUUUUUACUUCCUGUCUCAGCUUGCUUACAUCUUCCUUCAUGUUGUUUUCUCCUAACAACAGAGAUGAACCCUGAGAAAGUGCCGGCUUUUGGCCUUUGUGUAGAACAAGAGUAGGAUACUUAGGACAUGUCACCCACCCUCAGGGCUUCCUGAAAAUUAAUGUAUUCUCUAAAAUGUCUUCUUGUGUAUCGUCAAGGCUUUUUUUAUUUGCUAAUAGUUUAUAUAGUAAAUGUAAAACAUAUACAUAUUUUCGAUUGUAUAAUCUUGUAUUCAAAAUCUGUGAGAAAUUUUGUAACGUACAGGGAACACGUUCAUUUCUUCAAGAAUUUACAAUUAAUAUACUUGGUUUUGGCUGCUUCUAUUUCUCAUAUUUGUGUGCAUUCUGUUCCAAAUGUUUUUGUAUUCUGCCAUUAUUUACUUUGGAUAACAAAAGCCUUGUGUCUUGUGCCCUAGAAUAUUUGGGGAGUUUCCUAUAUAAGAGGAUGGCUGCAUCAUCUACCUCUCUCUUCCCUAGUUGCUGUGCUAUUGUAGGGGUACUAUCCUUAAUUACUUCAAAAACUGUGAUGGAGGGGAGAGGUACAGAUUUGGAUCUUUAAAAUUGGUUUUAAAACUCUUUGUAAAAGAGUUAAAGCAAAAUAUUUUCUCCAUGUGCAUGAUCUCUAGAUAUGAUUAUAAUGUAAAACACUCAGCCUCCAUUCAGUCUUUAAGAUGGGUUCUCAAAGCUCACAGAGAAGUAGAACCAUUUAACUGAAAUUCAUCUCAUGACUUUGAGUAAUUUUUCUGGAAUACAUUUUGCCCUUUUUUAUAAAGAGCUUUGUGUUUGGCCUUUUGUUAUCAUGCAUACAGUAAAGUGAAUAAAAUUGACUGACUCAUUUUUGAGAAAUGUAUACUUUUAAUGUGAUUUUCUCUAAUGGGUCUAGGCGUUAUAAUGCCAUCUCAUUUUGGGUGUAACUAUGAAGUAAUCUAACUGCAUCUGGAUAAAACUGGAAAACACUAUAGGUAAUGAGCACUGUAAACAGGGAAUUGUGAUGCGUAGUAUGUUUUUCUUGCUUUGCUUGUUCCAGAAAGAUGAAAGUGAGUCUUUAAACUGUAGCAAAAUGUAGCUUCUCUCACCAGCCACACACCCCUGGACUAAAACUCUGAAAAAAAGAAUUGUUUAUGUUAAAUGAAAUUUGCAUAAUAUUAACUAUAAAAAACAUAAAACACCAAAAGCUGCCUAAAACAUUAUCAUUUAUUAUGAAUUAGAAGAACCAGUGUAAAAAUACAAUCCUCACCAAAACUUGCCUUUAGUCAAAACUUUGAAGUUCUCAGGGACCCAGGCAUAACUGACGGAAUUCAGAAAAUAGAUUCUGACUAUAUCUAGGGACUAUAUUUGUUUUUUUUUAAUGUGAGUUAAUGGUCAGUAUUUCACAACAGAAUUGUCAUGUGUACUGAUUUCAAUGUUACAUAGGAUUAUCCUGUUUUGGAUGUGAAUAUGAUACAUGGACAGGUGUUUAAAUGUUUUUGGCCAUAUAAUCAGCCGUAAUUUGUAUGAAAAAAUCCCAUCCUCUCCUAUAAAUUUCAAAUUUGCUAACAUUCCCCUCACAAACUAGAACUUCUCCAUGACUAAUCAUUAGUUCUAUUCACCUGCAGAAAUCAUUGGUUAAAUCUUUCUUAAUCAGAGCUCUCAGUUUCUGGAAACACAUUACUAUCAGGAUCAUAAGUGAAUAUUAUAAGCUGCUUUCCAAACACUAUAGUUAGUGGUUCAAACUUUGCUGUUCUUGAUGCCAUAGUUUUUAGAUUAUUUUUUCAAUCGUACACAUGAGUGUUUAGGUAGCUUUUGAAAUGACAGAGCUCUGAUGCAGUGAACUCUGAGACCAUCGAUUUGACAUGCAAGAAUGUAUUGAUGCCACCUCUGCCGCACUGUUGUAGCUGAUCUUCAUAAUAUCUAAGAGGAUUUUAUAUGAAGAAAAUGAAGUUUGUUCAUGAUAAUCAUGAGACUCUUGUUGGCAUUUGAUUUCGAAGAACAUGAAGUAUAUUUUCCAAAAAAUAAAUGUCAGAGUUUUCAGAACAAAGUUGAUGGCUUAUGCUGGCAACCUUUGGUUCAUUUUAUUUACAUGCGUGCGCACACACACACACACACACACACACAGAUAAGCUUGCACACAUAUAGACACACACCCUUAUAUAUGUAGUAGGUAACUUUCUAGCUUUGGAUGUUCAGUAUUUUUUCCAAAGUAGCUAGAGGUUGUCAGUUAAUGCUAGGAUGUUCUUUUAUACUCAUUACUUGUAAUCAUGGAGUGUUCUAUUCUCUUAGUCAUAAUAUUUAAAAGAAAACUGAAUGCUCAACCUUAGUCUGAGAACCGAAGCAGUUUUGAGCAUCCCUGGAAAGACACAGUGUUCUCCCCCUAACUGCCAGCAGGGUACAUUUAUGUGGCACAUAGACACUAUGUUUUCAUUCUUCAUCCUCAGUCUUAACUUUUCCCCCAGGUGUCACCAUAUUUCACUGUCACUUAACAAAUGUUUGUGUUAAACAGGGUAAAUAGAGAUCCCCAGGGAUCUUGGCACUGUGGUGUAGCUCCAGUUAGUGUGCUGUGGUGAGCUGCAGAAAGUUAUUUGCAUAACAUUAUCAUUUGAUAGUGAAAAUACUUGUUUCUGUUCUUCAUAUGUUCCAUGAUUCAAAUUUUGUAUGUUUAAUGAAAAUACUGCAUAGUAUUGGAAACCAUUAAAAUAAUCAAACAGUUAUUCUCUGGAUUUCUAGCUUUCUUUCCUUGUAUUUUCAAUAAAAGGCUCUUUCCAUCUUAAUCUGCUUAGCAUUGUUCUAUCCUCUGAGGUAUUGUGUUUUCCCUCAUCACUCACUCCCCUCCUUAAAUGUGAUCAGCAGUUGUAUAGUAACAUAUAUUUGUGCUAGAGAACCUGCAGUGAUACUUGGGCAUGUGUUUAUUUGAGGGGAGGCCAGAGCCUCUAAUUAUGCCUCUCAUUAUGCCUAAUUGAGUAGUUCUGCUUUACCCAUCCCUGCAGUAUUCAGAGCUGAUCCACUGUCCCUCAACCAACCAAAAGCAUGAGCAUAUAACUCUAAGUCCACUUUGUUUUUGGGAACUAUAUUGCAUCAAAAUCUGUUUUUAUUUCUUCGUGGAAACAAGGGGAAGGCUGGUGGGAGAAGGGGAAAAGUUAUUUUGCAUCCUAGUUUGAAUUAUGAAGACAUUAUAUACAUGAAAUGGCAUAAACUAAUAACUGUUGCAAAAUGCCCUGGACAUAUUUAUUUCUUAUCUACAGCUGGAUAUGAAAGCUGAAACAGUGAAAAACUGCCAUCCUAUUUAAUUGGUUUCUUCCUGUUUCUGGUCUCCCACUUCCACUGGGAGCUAUCUACUAAGUCUCUUUGGUAAUGGACUACAUUCUCUUCCACUUGUUUUUACAUGAACAAUGUCAUCAGUGCUAAAGCAUUAAUAUAGAGUAUGUGAGCCAAACUACCGAGAUGGCUUCAAGUUGAACUGAAUUCAUAGAGAAGUUUUGCAUUUGACUUGUAUUAGAUGCUACUGCUGAGAAAAACGUUUAUGAAUGCCUCCUGCAUGUUAUAUAUUAUCUCUAACAGAGAUGGUGCAAUUAAAAAAAAAUACAAAGAAGCAUAGAAGUAGAAUGGAUGUGUUUGUGCAUAUAUAUAUAUCAUGUAUAAACCAAAAUAUUUACAUCUAUUUUUGAAACUCUUCAAAUGUUUCACUCACUCAAAUAAUGGGGCCAGUCUUGAGACAUUUCCUUUGGGUGGCUUCACAGGAAAGGCUAGUAUGUAUUUUAUCUUUGUCAUGUAUUUUGAAACGUGCAUAAUCAGUUUUUGCUUCUAGUAAUGAAUUAUUAGAAAAUGUAAGAUUUUGUCAUGAGUUGAAUGUUUUUGGCCCUCAGGUUUACCAUGUAAAUCUGCAUUUUGGUGGUAAAAAUCCUUUGCCUGAGAUUUAGUAGUUUUUGGUAAACUUUCCUGUUUUUAAAGUAUCUUUUGUGUAAAAUAAAGAUUCAAUUUUUAUAAUAAAUGACAAAUAAAAACAGAUUAAACAUUGGAAGUGGACUGUACUAAUUUUUACAUGUGUACACUUACAGUGCCCAGGCUCCAAAAGUGAUUCUCUUCCUCUUCCAUAGCUCCCUGUGCAGUUGCGCUAUUAUAUUAUUUACCAAGUGAUAGAUUAUAGAUUUACACAUGAAUCUCGUAACAGUAGUAUGAGUUUUCAAAAUAUACUGCAAUGGUCACAAAAUAGGAAAUACCCGAAAAGAGCUGGAUUGACCCUAGAGUACGCUGGAGCAGGGAUCUGUCACAAUCCUAAUAGUUCCAUCUUUCCAUCCUUGGGAGCUAAUGUUGAUAAACCAACCAUCUCUCUUCCCUGUCUUCUUCUGGACUCUUGCUUCUCCGAUUACUGUUAGUUUAGCAUUAACAUUGAAUAGUGGACAAGAUAAAUAGAAAGUAAUGAACUGCAAGACAGAACAUUUUGAGAAGGUUUAAUAAAGGGAUUAAACAUGGAAUUGGUAAAAUGGGCAUAUGAUAGUAGGGCCUUUUGAAUAAAGACUUUCAUCUCUCAUUCACACACACACACAUGCACACCCACACUUUCAGGAACACAUUAGAAAGCAGAUACACAACUUUUUCUCUGCUGGAGGACAAAACAAUAUAUACUGAACCAGGUUUUAAGGGAAAACUAACUGCUGAAACCAGAUGGCCAUAUUUUUUCCUGUAAGGGUGAUGCUUUAAGAAAGGCUUUCACCUCCCUCCAGCUGCUCAGGAAUAGGAAAUAUAUUGAGGAAAGGAAAACCAGUGCCUGACUAAGGCAAUAGCAGCCAUUCAGGGACUGCUUGGUGCUUUGGGCUGCUAGGGUCCUGUGCUAACAGCCUACAGGGCAGGGACAUGCCCCAAGAGCAUGGCAGUAGUGUGGAUUCAUGUUCUUCAGUGUUUGCUUCCACUUUGCAAAAUGAGUUUUUGAACAUACUGAGCAGGGCCUGCUGCGGAACAGAGAGGCCACAUCGGCAGGGCUGAGGGCACAGGUCCCUUCUCUGGAGCUGCAGCUGUGUUUGGGUUCUGCCCCCAUUGCUAGAUUCUCUGAAAUCCAGGGCCCUAGCUUGCAUUGUCUGUUCCUCUCAUUCCUGAGGUCUCAAGAAAAGCCAUUUAUCCAAAGGCACAGUCACAGGAACUCACACCCUGUAUUUACAGAAGAAAAUAAAAUGCAUAUGCCAAAGAACGAUCAGAAAAAUGUCAUUUUUUAACAUGUUGUCUUU
Messenger RNA from Manis pentadactyla (Chinese pangolin), 10663 nucleotides. RefSeq names its product leucine rich repeat containing 8 VRAC subunit B (gene LRRC8B). The record is from RefSeq and is a predicted model, not a curated record. The transcript has 5 exons. Gene Ontology annotation, molecular function: protein binding. The coding region runs from base 2527 to 4938 and encodes 803 amino acids. NCBI's taxonomy places the organism in Eukaryota, Metazoa, Chordata, Mammalia, Pholidota, Manidae.